UCACUUUCCUCUAUUCAAAUUUCACACCACCCAACCCUCCUCUUCUAUAAAUUAAAAACCCCAUGAAAUCUCAUCCGACAUCAAAACUCACCCACAUUUCCAUUUUACAAAAGCAAUGUCUCUUCUCUUCAAGGUUGUUUGUCUCGUGGCCUUGCUCCUCGCCGCUGCAGGCCUCGGCACCGAGGGCGCAGGUGGCGCGUGCGGCAAACUGUCCCCGGACAAAGUGGCCGUGCUGCUGGCGCCCUGCGCAGUCCCGGGGCGCGACCCGAAGGCCGUGGUGUCGAGCAGCUGCUGCCUCGAAGUGAAGAGGAUUGGGGGGAAUCCAAAAUGCCUCUGUGCCGUCCUACUCUCGGCCACGGCCAAGGCCUCCGGUGUCAAACCCGUCGUGGCCAUCACCAUCCCAAAACGUUGCCGUAUUGCUAACCGCCCCGUCGGCUUCAAGUGUGGACGUAAGAGCAUCCGCAGCGGUGCUCUUGCCGCUGGCACGGCGCUGCUCGAUGCAUCGAGCACGUUCGUGCCGCUGAGCAGCUGACCUAGCGUCACCGGAUUGGCCAAUGGCAAAGCCGUUGGCAUUUUCGUUUUUUUUAAAUCAGAUUUAAUUAAAAAAAUCCAAAUUAAAUAAAAAAAAUAUUUUCCCACUUCCCAAUAAAUUAUAUCUG
This is a messenger RNA of Salvia splendens (bonfire salvia), 659 nucleotides long. RefSeq lists its product as uncharacterized. The transcript has a single exon. Gene Ontology annotation, biological process: systemic acquired resistance. Bases 116 to 532 code for a protein of 138 amino acids. Gene Ontology annotation, molecular function: fatty acid binding. The record is from RefSeq and is a predicted model, not a curated record. NCBI's taxonomy places the organism in Eukaryota, Viridiplantae, Streptophyta, Magnoliopsida, Lamiales, Lamiaceae.